Panicum virgatum (switchgrass) is the source of this 1565-nucleotide messenger RNA. RefSeq names its product serine carboxypeptidase 2-like. The transcript is spliced from 9 exons. The record is from RefSeq and is a predicted model, not a curated record. Gene Ontology annotation, biological process: proteolysis. The coding region runs from base 66 to 1466 and encodes 466 amino acids. Lineage: Eukaryota; Viridiplantae; Streptophyta; Magnoliopsida; Poales; Poaceae. Gene Ontology annotation, cellular component: vacuole. Gene Ontology annotation, molecular function: serine-type carboxypeptidase activity.
UUUUUAAUUCAUGACCAAACUGGCCGAAGAUCGAAGAGGUAAUUUGUAAUCCAAGAACUGGCACCAUGACCGGUCGCUUCCAUCUAGCCCCAGUCCUCGUGGCUGUGCUUGUGGCAUGGGCAUUCCUGCUCCGGCCAACGGUGGCGGCCACUGACAUCGGGCAUCAAGCAGACCGCAUCGGCCGGCUGCCCGGCCAGCCGGCCGUGGACUUCCCGAUGUACUCUGGGUACGUCAUCGUCGACGAGCACGCUGGCCGAGCACUCUUCUAUUGGCUCCAGGAAGUGCCCCCUGAGUCCCAGCCGGCGGCGCUGGUGCUGUGGUUGAACGGCGGGCCAGGGUGCUCGUCGGUGGCGUACGGCGCGUCGGAGGAGCUCGGCGCGUUCCGCAUCCGGCCAGACGGCGCGACGCUCUUCCUCAACGAGUUCCGGUGGAACAGAGCGGCGAACAUCCUGUUCUUGGACUCGCCGGCCGGCGUGGGGUUCUCGUACACCAACACCACCUCCGAUCUCUACAACUCCGGCGACAGGAGAACAGCGCAUGAUUCCUACACCUUUCUGGUGAAAUGGUUGGAGAGGUUCCCAAAGUACAAGUACCGCGAUUUCUACAUUGCCGGGGAGAGUUACGCAGGGCACUACGUUCCCGAACUGUCCCAGCUGGUGUACCGGCACAACAAAGGCGUCAAGAAACCACUCAUAAACUUCAAAGGCUUCAUGGUCGGGAACGCGGUGACGGACGACUACCACGACCAGGUGGGCACGUUCGAGUCGUGGUGGAACCACGGGCUCAUCUCCGACGCCACGUACCGGCAGCUGGAGGCCGCCUGCGUGCACGGCAGCAUCGAGCACACGUCCCCGCCGUGCGACGCCGCGUACGACGCGGCCGCGGCGGAGCAGGGCCGCAUCGACCCGUACAGCCUCUACACGCCCACAUGCAACCAGACGUCGCCGUUGAGCCGCCGGAGGCUCAUCAAGGGCCGUUACCCCUGGAUGAUGGGUUCUUAUGACCCGUGCACCGAAAGGCACUCCACGGUGUACUACAACCGGCCGGAGGUGCAACGGGCUCUCCACGCUAACGUCACCGGCAUCAACUACACAUGGACGACCUGCAGUGAAGCCAUCAGCACCAACUGGAGAGAUUCGCCGAAAUCAAUGCUUCCUAUCUAUAAGGAGCUUGUUGCAGCUGGCCUCAGGAUAUGGGUCUUCAGCGGAGAUACAGACUCAGUAGUCCCUCUGACAGCAACAAGAUACUCCAUCGCCGCUCUGGGCCUUCCCACUGUUGUUAGUUGGUACCCGUGGUAUGAUAAGAAAGAGGUUGGUGGAUGGAGCCAAGUGUACAAGGGGCUGACCUUGGUGACCGUUCGAGGGGCAGGGCAUGAGGUUCCUCUCCACCGCCCAAGACAGGCGCUCAUACUGUUUCAACACUUCUUGCGUGGGAAACCCAUGCCUAAAAAUGGAACUGCUGUGUAGUGUCCAUUUAUUUUUCAUACAAUGAAUGAGAUGAAAUAUCACAACGCGUGUAAGGGGAUAAAGAAAGAAAUGAAUAAUACAGUCGCUUUGUGAACUUUA